UCUUUCUCUCUCUGUCUUGAAAUCUCUUCUCUUUUCUCUCACUUCCUCUUUCUCCUUCGCGAUCCAUCACUGCAAAAUCAUCCGAAGAUUAUGAUUUCACACCGUUUCGUUGAUCGAUUUUCUCUUUAACCUUCGAUCCAAAUAGUUCCUCUGUAAAAAUCAAAAACCCUAGUUUUCAUUUUUCCCCAUGGCGUAGCUAUUAGAUUAGGCACAAACCCUCAUUGCUUUCUUGUUCCAUUCGUUUUUCCCCGGAGCUAAAUCUCAUGGGUAUUCCCCAAGUUUUUGAAUUGAAUCUUUUUUUCUCAUGAAUCUGUGCUCUGAUUUUGCUCAAGGGGCGAUGAAGUGUAUAUAUCUUUCUACGCGUCUCUUUCGCGAAUUUCAUUGAAGGAGAGAGUGUUUUUCAAAUCUUUAGGUGAUAGGUAUUGCGCAUUUUUCAUAAAGGAUGAAUCUUGGGAUGGUUCUGGAUGGUGGGUCUUGUUGAUUGAGCUGGAUCAGUGAGUGGAAUUGCUUGUAUGUAUUGGUUCUAGGUUUUGGGUUUUGGUAGCUUUGAAGAUUUUUUGUAUCAGGUUUUGUAGAAGUUGGUGAUGAUGGAUGAGCAGGGAUUGACCUCGUGCUUGCACUAGAAUAAUGAUAUUUGGGGUUUUAUCUAUGUGCUUUACUGUGUUUGGUGUUGGGUGCAGAAGAGUAUUUGGUUGUUGUUCUCAUGAGCGGUUGAUACUUGUGUUAUGAAUCGUGUAAUUGAUGACUAGUGCUCUUUGUGGUUGAUACACUGCAUUCUUCAUCGGUUGGAAAUAUUUGGCAUUGUUCAUAAACUUUGUUCAGCAUAAUUCUUGGGUGGAGAGAACAAAAAUGAGCUUAGAAAACGAAGAUCAAAACUUGUUGGAUCAGGCAACUGAUCAUGGAGUGCAAAAGAUGUUAAAAAUUUCAUACACAAGAGAAUUUUUAUUAUCGUUAAGUGGAUUGGAUGAAUGCAAAGAGUUGCCCAGUGAGUUUGAUCGAUCACUUUUAAGUGAAUUCGAAGAUGCUUCCCAAGAUCGACAGAGAAGUACAGGUGGUUUGUCAAUGCAUAGUUUCAGACGUACUGAAUAUGGUUCAUCCCCUCCCACCAGAGGGGAUAUGAAUAGCACUUCGCGGGGAAUCCAUGGAAAAUGGGAAACUCGUUCUUCUGGACGAUCUGAUAGAGACAGUGAUUCUCAAUCUGAAUGGGAUUCAGAUUCUGGAAAACGUAUUGGCAACCAGUCUCGUAAAUCUUGGCAAGGUCCUGAGCAUGAUGGACUUCUAGGUAGUGGUUCUUUUCCAAGGCCCUCUGGGUAUGCUCCUGGGUUGUCUGCUCCGAAGUUUCGAGCUAACGACAACUACCAGCCUAAUCGGUCUAAUGAGCCCUAUCAUCCUCCUCGCCCUUAUAAGGCACCUCACUCGCGUAGGGAGACUAAUGACUCUUUUAAUGAUGAAACUUUUGGUUCUUUGGAGUGUACAAGUGAGGACAGGGCAGAAGAGGAAAAAAAGAGAAGAGCUUCUUUUGAAUUGAUGAGAAAGGAACAACAGAAAGCUUUCCAAGAAAAGCUUAAGUUGAACCCAGACAAGAAUAAGAACAAUUUUGACAUGGCUUUUCUUCUUGACGACGAUGAGAAAAGGCUAGUUAAUCAAAGCAAUGAGUCAACGGAGCCUCCUGAAACUCCAGCAGCUUUAAGCAAUGAUGAGAAGUCUUCUUCCCUUUCACACACUCCUUCAGCAGCAAGACCAAUUGUACCUCCUGGUUUUGCAAGCACUAUGUUAGAAAGGAAUUUGGUCACCAAAACAUCCUCUAACACUCAUGCAACUGAGGUAGAACAAUAUGAGCCUGGGGAUACCAGAGGUAACAUUGUAUUCAGUAUAAAUUCUGAAAAUAAAGAAGGAAGAUUAUCAACCAAGCAAGCAGAUAAUGCCAAUAUAAAUGUUUCAAUUAACACUGAGAAAGAAAAGAUUUUAAGCUUGUCAUCAGCUGUGGAUAUUUCCGUCCUCAAAAUUGGAAUGGAUGAUAAAUUGAGGAAGAGAUCUGCUCUUUCAGAAGCCUUGGAAGCAUCAGAUGGCAAUGAAUUUAUUCAACUUAAUGCUGAAGUAAAAGGAAAGGAGGCCGUUGGAGCUCUCAAUCCAGACAAUUCAAAUUCUAUCCUAUACAACCUUUUUGGCAAUGCUUCAACACUAAACAGUGGCAAACCAACUAGUAUUGUUGAGCAGCCUGAUCAUAAGGCAGACGAGACAUGGAGUCCACAUGCCUUUCAAUCUUCCAAAUUUGCUCAUUGGUUUGUUGAAGAAGAAAAGAAGCCAGUGGAUGACCUGACCGGUAGGCCAAAUGACUUACUCUCACUUAUUGUUGGUGGUGAAAAAAGUGGGUUGCAGGUUUCUGAUGUGGAGACAACCCAGCACAUUGCAGCUAAUUUUAAUUUCCAAAAUCCUGAACCUGCUGAUGAACAUGUGACAUCAAAUGUAGCACAUACCACUAUUGAUAACUCUGAGCAGUCAUAUAAGAGUGAUACACCUGAGGUUGUUCCGGCAGUUCUUACAUGUGAAGAUCUAGAACAGUCGAUUCUGUCACAAGUUAGCGGAAAUGGUUCAUCACGUCUGCCUGCUAUGCAGGACAAAGAUUUUGAUGGAAAGACUGGGCAGUCAACUUCAAUUGAUAAUCAUGCAUCCCAACACCUCCUUUCUUUGUUACAAAAAGGAACCUUACAUAGUGAUAUGGAACUACCAUCUAUUCUAGAUUCUACAGACAAGGUGCACAACACUGAAGGAGUCACUACUGGCAACGAUUUUGAUAAUCCAGGAGAAGGAAAUGCAGAUGUUUCCAAUUCAUUGAAGACAUUGACACUGGAAACACUUUUUGGGACAGCUUUUAUGAAGGAGCUGCAAUCAGUUGGAGCUCCCCUUUCUGUUCAAAGGGGUUCAGUUGGAUCUGCAACGGCUGAUGUUUCAGAGUCUCUUUUGUUUCCUUUCUCUACCUCAGACAAUGUUCACCCUCCUACAGGUGAACUUACACUGAACAGGCAUGGAAGCGGUGUCCUGCCAUCAGAAAAAACUCAUCAACAACCCAAAUCAAAUAGAUUUGAAGAACAGUGGUUAGGCUAUGGUGAUGCUCAAGGAGAUGCUAAUUCAUCGCUACUUCAAAGUGAAAUUUCCAAGGCUAGUGGUUUCAAUGGGCCUCGUGAUAUUCACCUCCCUGAAGAAGAUAGCUUGAUUGCAGUUGGUGAUCCUCUGCAACGUUUUUUAUCUGCUGGAAAUUCAGCUAAAACAGAUUUGUCCCACGACACAUCAGUUGACAUUACUAAAAAACUAGCUGCUCUCAGUCCUGCAUUUAGAGAUGAACGACUUAUUAUGAGAAAUCAAGAAGGUCUACCAUACCCUCAUGGACCUUAUGAUAUGCGGGAACCUGGUAUUCCAUACCAGAAUCUUAAUGUCCAACGAUCUCCACAGCUCCACCCUCAGUUGAAUCAUAUUGGUCGAAUGUUCAAUCAACUGGAUUCUCAUCCUCCUCAUAUUAGUUCUUAUAUGAGGCUUCCAACUCCUGAGGGCAUGGUUCAUCAUGACUCUCCACCAAAUCAUCAAUUACCGGGAAAUAUGAUCCGUCCUCCUUUCCAUCAACCAAGUAGUGGGCCAACUGGGUUUGAUCCUCCUGCUCAUCAUUCUAUGUUACAACAGAUGCAUAUGCAAGGGAACCUUCCUCCAGCUCAUUUAUUACGAGGAUUCCCAAGGGGUGCACCUCUGCCCGCUCAUCCCAGCAAUCCGAUGACUGGUUUCAUGCAGGAACCAAACCCAAUGCAAGGCUUCCCAUUUAGUGGUGGUCACCAGCAUCCUACUUUUGGUGGCCCUGGAAUGGCAUUGCAAGCUCCUGAGGUUGCUGGUGGAAGAAAUCAUCCAGAAGCCCUUCAGAGGCUUUUUGAGAUGGAGCUCAGGUCAAACUCAAAGCAAAUGCAUGCUUCAGGGCAUAGCCAGGGGAUGUAUGGUCAAGAGCUAGACUUAGGUUUUGGGUAUAGAUAGAGUGUAUUAUCAUUGUUGAUGUGUAUACUAUAUUGUAUUCACCUACUGUUGUGUUGAUCUAUUACUCCUGCAUGAAAGAUGGUUUAAUAUGAUGUUUUUCUUUUUCAAAAUUGCCUGGGUUGUAAGUAAUGAAUUCUCAUCAAUUUGUACUUUGCUGGGAUUUCAAAUUUGCUGCCUUCUUUUUGUUAACACAAUCAUAGGGCUUCCAAGAGACCAAUUUUGGAAUGAAGAUUGAUGUUGGGGACAAUAGAUGCAGGAUCGAAGCUGAAAGAAAAAUUGGUGAAUAGGAACAUCUUUUUAGAGUGUUUGAUUGCAGGUUUUGUGCCAUAGAAGAUACUUACUUGGUUCUGAACCCUAACAUUUUAGCUUGAUAUUUUACUUUCACCAUUGUAGCCUUAUGACCAUCACAAGUUGUCGGCAGUUC
Gastrolobium bilobum is the source of this 4438-nucleotide messenger RNA. RefSeq lists its product as uncharacterized. The record is from RefSeq and is a predicted model, not a curated record. The transcript is spliced from 10 exons. The coding region runs from base 850 to 4014 and encodes 1054 amino acids. Lineage: Eukaryota; Viridiplantae; Streptophyta; Magnoliopsida; Fabales; Fabaceae.